CAUUGGCUGUAUUAUGAAAGUGAUUAAAUUAGAUCGUAAAUAUGACAAUUGGACGGUGUUGUUACGAUUUUGAAAUUGAUUAAUUUUUGUGUAAUUGAGAAAACAACACGUGGAAGCGUUAGAAAUGUCGAUAAUUUAAGGAUAAUCGCUGUAUUUGGUUAUUUAUAACGUUAAUUUCAUAUAUUGAUAUGGGUUGUUUCCAUUCGAAGUCAGAAUCGAUUAAAAAUAAAAGAAAGAAUUCGUCUUCUACAAAAACUUAUUCUUGGGAUAACAAAGAAAAAGUCAAUCCCAAAGAUUAUACAAUUGAAAACUUAAAAGGAGAGACUGCUGGAAAAUUACCAGGAAGUGUAAAUGGACAACAGUUUAUAAUACAGAACUGUGAAAAUUCUAAUAUUUAUAUAUUUGAUCAUAUAAACACAGCAACAGUUGAUGAUUGUAAAAACUGCAAUGUUUUUAUUGGUCCAACUAAAGGAAGUGUAUUUCUGAGGGACUGUCAUGAAUGUAGAUUUGUUAUUGCUUGCCAGCAAUUCCGUGCUAGAGAUUGUAAAGAUCUUGAUGUAUUUCUCUGUUGCUCUACACAGCCAAUAAUUGAAUCGUGUACAGAAAUGCGAUUUGGUUGUUUCUGUUUUCAUUAUAAAGAAUUAGAUGAGCAAUUCAAAAAAGCUUCCCUUAGUACAUUCAACAAUAAUUGGAAUAAUAUACAUGACUUUACUCCUACUGAAGUAGAAGAAAAUUGGAAUCUUUUACCAAAGAACAGAAAAAUAGAAGAAUUUUUUCCCCUCCCAUCAUCAGAGGAACUUUCAAGUGUUCAAAUUAGCAUGGCUCCACAUCUGAGUGUAGUACCACAAACAAAUAAUAUAGGAGAGUGUAAAAUAACUGAUGAGAAUUGUCUAGUAGUAUUCUUUCCUGAUGGACAAGCGCAGAAACGAGCACUUUCAUAUAUAAGAGAAUUAAAUAAAACAUCGAAUGUGUUAAUCAGAACAAAAGAGAUUAAAUUAGACGAAAGUCAAGCUGAAAGGAUAUUUGGAACAGACUCUUACAAUGGUGUUGUAAUAAGGGGACCAGUAUUCUCAUUGGAGUACAGUGGAGAAAACUGUAUUAAAAUUUGUCAAGAAAAAGCAAAAGCAAUUGCAACAGAAACAGGAUCUACAGGAUUAGUAUAUGUCAGCAGUUCUGCAAAAACAGCUUGUAAACAAGUUGAAGCUUUAUUUAAUUAUGCUGAUAUACAGUUAUCAAUAUAGAGUUAGAAUUAAUGUCUACAUAUUCUAAUAUUAAUUCUAACUUUCUCAUUGAUUAUAUGAUUCAAAUAUACAUUUUUAUGAUAGAUUUUAUUAGUUAACAAAACUAAACAGAAGUUAUACUGUUAACUAUGAAGAAUCUUAAAUAAUAUAAAAAUUAUUGGUUAAUUUAUAAAAUAAACAUUACA
Molecule: messenger RNA, 1426 nt
Organism: Centruroides sculpturatus (bark scorpion)
Lineage: Eukaryota; Metazoa; Arthropoda; Arachnida; Scorpiones; Buthidae
Product: protein XRP2-like
Exons: 9
Coding region: 189-1241 (350 amino acids)
Biological process (GO): post-Golgi vesicle-mediated transport
Cellular component (GO): cilium; periciliary membrane compartment
Molecular function (GO): GTPase activator activity
Source: RefSeq, a predicted model, not a curated record